Camellia sinensis is the source of this 351-nucleotide messenger RNA. The record is from RefSeq and is a predicted model, not a curated record. Lineage: Eukaryota; Viridiplantae; Streptophyta; Magnoliopsida; Ericales; Theaceae.
AUGUUCAAAUACGCUGAUAGUGGUGGAAACAUUAGUAAUUCAAUUAAGGCCAAGAUUAUUAUGGGAAGGAAGAGGAAGCCUGAUCAUCCCCGGCGCAUGAUGUCUGAUGUGCUACAUAACAGGACAUCAGUAGCACCACCAUCAGAGGAGGCAUCACAUCGGCCACUAUCGGAGGGGCCUUUAGUGGCACCACAGCAGCUACCAUGUACUCAGCCUCCACGCCUACCAUCGGUGCGUCCACCAUCAGUGCCACCACAGCAGCUAUCAUCAUCAGCUUAUAAGCCAUCCGCAGACCCUUCGACUUCUUCACAGGCCACCUCAGAUUCCCUCAAGUGCCAGUUGAGUAGUUAA